Molecule: messenger RNA, 329 nt
Organism: Linum tenue
Lineage: Eukaryota; Viridiplantae; Streptophyta; Magnoliopsida; Malpighiales; Linaceae
Source: the annotation of a GenBank genome assembly
UGGUUGUGAUCAUAGGAAGGGAAAUUUGCAGCCACCUCCAUCUUUCUUAAUUUCUGUUGUCAGGAUACAGUCUCUUGGUUUGUUCUUUUAAGUGUGUGGAAAUGAGCUACAGGGAAGGGCAGCUGGAGGUUUGGUGGUGGGGGGAAAAUGAGAGGAAGCUCUCCCAAUUUAAAAGAGUGAGAAGAGAAGGUCAAAGGCAGACACGAAACCUAAUUAAGGGCAGAAUUUCCAUUUGGAGUGGGGCUGUAUUUUUUUCCAGGCAAAUUCAAGGCACUUUCAUUAUGGUGUACGUACCUAUUUAAUAGUCCAAAGCCUCCCUGUAUUUGAUC